Molecule: messenger RNA, 2793 nt
Organism: Fukomys damarensis (Damara mole-rat)
Lineage: Eukaryota; Metazoa; Chordata; Mammalia; Rodentia; Bathyergidae
Gene: Mgat2
Product: alpha-1,6-mannosyl-glycoprotein 2-beta-N-acetylglucosaminyltransferase
Exons: 3
Coding region: 1-1629 (542 amino acids)
Biological process (GO): oligosaccharide biosynthetic process; protein N-linked glycosylation
Cellular component (GO): Golgi membrane; Golgi stack
Molecular function (GO): alpha-1,6-mannosylglycoprotein 2-beta-N-acetylglucosaminyltransferase activity
Source: RefSeq, a predicted model, not a curated record
AUGAGGGUCUCGCCUCCCCUUUCAUACAAAAACCUACUCCACUCCCGGUUUCUGAGCACUGAGGGACCGGGUCCGAACCUACUCAGCCAGCUUCUCCACUUACCGAGAGACACGCCGUCCGCACUCCGCACCCCGCACCUAGCACCGAUCGCGCCUCACCGGAAAGGGAGGGACGAAGCGGAAGUAGGAACUGAGCUUGAGCGACAUGCCUGCGAGCCAAUAGACAGGCGGCUAUGGCGGCGAGGCGCCUGCGGACUCAUCUGCGAAGCGCCAACCACAGGCCUCGGGGGCGGGCUGGAGGGUGUGGGCCGGGGGGCCCCGGCUCUCCGCGGGCCAGUUGAGGGUUGUCAGAACCGACCCGUGGUGCUGAAUGGAGAAGACCGAGGCGACGCCGAGCCGCGGCUCCUAGCGGCGGGGCCGCUGUCUGAGCUGCAGCUGCAGCUGCCGGACGAGGAUCCCGCCGUGUCGGUGGGCAUCCGCAGGGGCUCCAACGAGUCGGCAGCACCGCCGGUCCCUGCCGCCCCGCAGCCCGAGGCGGACAACCUGACGCUGCGGUACCGGUCGCUGGUGUACCAGCUGAACUUUGAUCAGACGCUGAGGAAUGUAGAGAAGGGUGGCACCUGGGCACCCCGGGAGCUGGUGCUGGUGGUCCAGGUGCACAACCGGCCCGAAUACCUCCGACUGCUGCUGGACUCACUUCGAAAGGCCCAGGGCAUCGACGACGUCCUCGUCAUCUUUAGCCACGACUUCUGGUCUACAGAGAUCAACCAGCUGAUCGCUGGGGUGGAUUUCUGUCCGGUUCUGCAGGUGUUCUUUCCUUUCAGCAUUCAGUUGUACCCUAACGAGUUUCCAGGCAGUGACCCCAGAGAUUGUCCCAGAGACCUGCAGAAGAAUGCAGCUUUGAAAUUGGGGUGCAUUAAUGCUGAGUAUCCCGACUCUUUCGGCCAUUAUAGAGAGGCCAAAUUCUCCCAAACCAAACAUCAUUGGUGGUGGAAGCUGCAUUUUGUAUGGGAACGGGUCAAAGUUCUUCAAGAUUAUGCUGGCCUUAUACUUUUCCUAGAAGAAGACCACUACUUAGCCCCGGACUUUUACCAUGUGUUCAAAAAGAUGUGGAAAUUGAAGCAGCAAGAGUGUCCGGAGUGUGAUGUUCUUUCACUGGGGACCUAUACUGCCAGUCGUAGUUUCUAUGGCAUUGCAGACAAAGUAGAUGUAAAAACUUGGAAAUCCACAGAGCACAAUAUGGGUUUAGCCUUGACCCGGGAUGCAUAUCAGAAGCUGAUUGAGUGCACAGACACUUUCUGUACUUAUGAUGAUUAUAACUGGGACUGGACUCUUCAAUAUUUGACUGUAUCUUGUCUUCCAAAAUACUGGAAAGUGCUGGUUCUUCAAGCUCCUAGGAUUUUUCAUGCUGGAGACUGUGGUAUGCAUCACAAGAAAACAUGUAGGCCAUCCACCCAGAGUGCCCAAAUUGAGUCACUCUUAACUAAUAACAAACAGUACAUGUUUCCAGAAACUCUAAUUAUCAGUGAGAAGUUUACUAUGGUAGCCGUUUCCCCACCUAGGAAAAAUGGAGGGUGGGGUGAUAUUAGGGACCAUGAACUCUGUAAAAGUUAUAGAAGACUGCAGUGAAAAAAAAUCAAUUACAGAAGCAAAAGUGACAGUCUUCUAUUUUUGAUAUUUGUCUCAACAGGAUAUACAAUUGAAUAAUAAAGGGGUUUCUGCUUUAAUACAAAAAUUUUUUUUCUUGUAAAAGGUGUCCAAAUAUAUAGUGAUAUUUUUCAGUUAUGUCUGGUUAAGGUUUAAAAGUGAAGUUUUCAUUUAGGGAGUUGGGUUUUGAAGCUCAAUCUGUGUCUGCUAACGGUCAUGAUUCACCAGAGAGUUAAGGACUAAUUUUAUUUAAAUUGCAUCUGUUAAUCUUUUAUCUAAAACUUCGUACACUUUUCCACUUUCAAAACUUAAAGAACAGCAGAAUUUAAAACUCAGCAGUAAAAAGUAUUACAAUUGAAAUCUAUUAGAGUAUUAAUGGAAUAAGUCCAACUUCACUCGACAUGGUUAUUAGGGAUUGCUUCAGUGGUUUAAUAACAGCUAUGUUUGUUAAACACCCUCUCAGAACAGUCAUUUUCAGUAUUAUGGAUUCCUGUACUGUUGUGUUAAGAUUUGCCUGUGCUUUGGAAACUUCAUAGAACACACUUUCUUUUGGAAUGUAUUUGAUAAGAAAUUUUAAACCUUGUUUUCACCUCAAUGUAGAAAUACAGUGUUUUUUUUUUCUUUUUAGUGCUGCCAAAAUAAAAUACUCAUUUUUGCAUAAAAAGGUUCCUAACUAUUUUGCAGAAAUGUUUUAUUUACACCAAACUUCAAGACAUUUUAGAAGUUUUGAACAUCAGCAUAGCAUCUUAAUAUUUAUUUACUAUCGCUGGGGAUUUAGCUCAAUGGUUCCGCCACCUGCCUUGCAAGCACAAGGACCCAAGUUCGAUCUCCGGGACCAAAAAGAAAUAUUUACUAUCUAUACAUAUAUGAGUUUGAAAUAAAACCCUAUUCAUGAGUCCAUUCCCUGUGGGUUUCAAAUUAGAUAGGCAUAGAUAAGGAACAAUAAAAAGCUGCUGUGUAAGGGAAAAACAGCCUGACUUGUUUGUGAAGACCAGAAAUGAUACAAAGUUCAGUAGUGCCAAAGUGCAAUGUGUUCUAGUGCCAGCUUUAAUUGAAAUCAUACUUUUAAGAGCAGAUACAGUCUAGGCCAGCCUGAACUACAUAGUGAGACUCUUGUCUUCUCAAAAACAAAACAAAACCAGGCAU